GCAAUCUGAUGUCCUACAACCUACAAUAAUUUUAGUGUAACAACUAUCUGCAACAGAAAAUGUUGGUGGCACACUUGGCCAAACAUGAAAUUAACAAGGAAGCUGUUCAAGGAUGUAAUAAGAAAAUGGCACCACAUUUUCUGGCAUAUGGCCAUAUAUUAGAAUCCUGCCACAACUACAUAUCAAGACUGGAUCAACAUUAUGUCUCACACCAUGCAUCAGUUAUGUGCUGUGUACCAAAAGGUAAUGGAAAUUACACAGCAGGAAACAACAUUCAUGUGUUCAAGCUUCCUAAAGAGACAGACAUGGCUCUAUUCAAUUCCAAGACAAGAUUUCACAGCUACUAUUCAAUCUGUGGCAUGUCACAUGCAUUUCAAAGCUAGCAACAUUAUUUGGGAAGUAUCUGUAAUAGAUGGAAAAACCGUAACAGCUCCAAUUUAAAAAAAAUCAUGGCCUGAUUCAGAUGCUGCACCAGGCAUUUUUCCUAUCUGUCCAGCCUACUUAUAUUCAGCUGCAGGGCCAUCCAGAGAGGGACUAGAAGAAAAAGGAGCAUGCUAGAGGCAGUAGUACUACACAAAAACCAUGAAGAUUAGUGUAACCAUCCAUAAUGAUUAUUUGAAAGGCAUUUGAUAUAAAGAAAUUCAUAAGCUGAAAUAUAAAGUUAAUGUAAUAUCUUUACAGAAGAAUUGGGUGAUAACAGUAAA
Molecule: messenger RNA, 704 nt
Organism: Schistocerca serialis cubense
Lineage: Eukaryota; Metazoa; Arthropoda; Insecta; Orthoptera; Acrididae
Exons: 3
Coding region: 60-383 (107 amino acids)
Source: RefSeq, a predicted model, not a curated record